This is a messenger RNA of Oryzias latipes (Japanese medaka), 3419 nucleotides long. Its product is annotated as monocyte chemotactic protein 1B. NCBI's taxonomy places the organism in Eukaryota, Metazoa, Chordata, Actinopteri, Beloniformes, Adrianichthyidae. The record is from RefSeq and is a predicted model, not a curated record. Gene Ontology annotation, cellular component: extracellular region. Gene Ontology annotation, molecular function: chemokine activity. Gene Ontology annotation, biological process: immune response.
GGAAAAAGUCAGAACCCUGACAUCCACACAGAAAGGUCCCAGCUGGGAUUUGAACCAGGGCCUUCUUGGUGCGUGUGAAACAAGAGCACCACCGCACAGCCCUCUAAAUAAAAAUGAAGAUAAAAAAACAGUUGAUGACUAUAAAAUCCUGAGAUUUAUGAUGCUGGCCUAAAAAAUGGGGAUUACCAGAAGAUGACAAAGUGCCUAAAGUGGAAGAAUUGGUUGAAGUGAUGCUCAACAGCUAUAAUAUGGAGAGACGGACAUCUUCACUCCGGUUGGAAUUUGAUAAAUCCGAUUCUAUUUGGGAAGGAUGGCUACAAUACAUUAGACAAUCGAGAUCUGACCUUGUGUAGGACUGGUGUAAUAUGCAAGAAUGUAUGCACUGUGAAAAUAUUGUAUAAAUAUAUAAUGGACUGCAAAUAGAGAUUACUUUUUUGUAUUGGUUUAGUUGUUUUCUUUUAGUAAGUGGUUUAGUUCCUCUAUAACAAACAUAUAAUAAAAACAACAGUCAUUAAAUGUAUACACUCACUGAUAAAUAAAGACAGCCAUUCACAAAGUCUCAGAACUUAAGAACAAUAAGCUGUUUGAAAGGGAGAUGGGCAUGUAUCUUAUUUAAGCCCACUUCCUUAUACUGAGUCAACUUUGACAACAUAAAAUACCAAAAUGUAAAAAAACAAACAAAAAAAAUACACACAAUAUAUUGAUAUUACCAAUAUCAUCAUCUGUAUAAGAUUUAUCAAGCACCAGCAUUUUAUGACAUUAUAACAAAUAAGAAGAGUAUAGAAAGAGUGACCAUAUGAGUAUUUGAUGUAAACAUUGAAAACAAUUUUUUUGGUAUUUUUAAGUUGACUAAUGUGUAUGCGUGUACAUUUUACACUGAUCAAUCUUUUUUACAAGGGGCUUUAUUUUUUCAUUCCAUUUGUUAAUAACUAUCUUUGUAGAAUUUAACACAGUUUUACUAAACCUAACAAUAAAUAAAUUACAAAAAAGAAAAAUCUGUUGAGCACUGGUGGCUUCCAUUUGCAGCUGGAUAUAAAGAAAAUAAAUGUCAAAAGUCAACUGUGCUUUAGAACUUUGUUUUUAGAUGAUACUUUUUCUGUUUCCCAAAUAAUUCUUCAUAUUUCUAAAUUUAAAAAAUGUAGUUUCACUAACUGAUAUAGUACAAUAAAAUGUGUUUUUAAAGGGGAGACGUUUGAAGUAAACAAAGUAACUCGUUAAAAAAAUGUGAAGCCUGUAUUUAUUUUAAUGGUAAUCAAUUUGGAAGGGACAUUUAAAGUUUAAAAACUGUGUGAAUGUCUUUCACAGUGAAAGGCAGGGUGUUAAGAAGCUGUGUUUCAUAGAGGAUUAACAAGGAUUAGGCUGUCAAACAAGACAAGCAUCAGCUUUAUCUCAUUAGCUUUCCCCUUAUCAGUAACAACUACAAAAACCUGGGCAUGAGCACACACGCUGAAAAAGGGAGAUACAAUAUUAAUUAAAACCCAUACCUGCUCUUGUGCCCUUAACUGUCUGGGUUAGAAUUCACACCGGAGCGUUUAGGAAACUCCCUUAUUUUUCUUUUCCUCUAAGACAAACAUCAUGGGUUUGUUCUGUAAAGAAGCUUGAUAUUCCCCUGUCCCCUGUGGGUUACGUAAUAUGUGUGCUAACUAUGUCCUCCUCUGGGGUCAGAGGGAAAAAAAAUGGAAACGAAACUGCAGCCAUUUAAUGUGGCGUAUGUUUGGAUGAUGCAUUAAACUGAGAAGCGUAAGCCUGACGUGGGAGGACAGAGGAGCUUUUAGGGGCGGCACUGGGGAGGGUCGGAUUUCAGAUCCAUUCUUCGUUAUUCUAAAGAAAUAGGAGCUUAAAGCUCCUCUGGAAGUCUUGUUUCCUCUAAACAUCACAAGACUCCCAACCUUCUUUAUCGCUCCCUGAUCUUUUAUCAUCGGGCUCCACAAGUUACCUUGCUCAGGUAAAUGGGAAGAAACAUUUGUGAACCCAGAGGAGGAUUUUGUCACUUUACAGACUCCAUAAGCUUCACUGCUGCAAGCAGCACUGUCAUGUGUUUGCACUUGAUAAGUGCAGGAAACUGGAAAUAUAUGUACAACUUAAAGAUGCUAUCGGUUUGAUGCAAUCUAGGUCGGCUGAGCGGGAUGCGGCGCCUUCACCUUUUCAAAAUAGGUCAGCCUAGUGAGAUGGGGAUUUUCAAAAGCAUGUUACAGUCCAUUGGGUUUCACCACUAAGCAGUAUCAAGAUUCUGAUCAAGGUUAUGAACCGACUACUACUGUUUUAAGCAAGAGUUCAUUUUAUAUAACUGCAAUGUUAUGUCAUCACAAGAUAAAGGUGAGUCUUCUGGACCGGAAGCUGUAGAUUUUGCUUUAAAAUCAUUUAAUAGAGUAAUAGGAGUUAAGCUCAGAUGAUGAGAAGAGUUUGCGUCUCAUUAAAAGAAUUGGGAAACGCAGAAAGGGGUAAAUGUAGGGAAAAGGGCAAAGGUUGUGUGGUACUCUCCAAUAAGCCCACGUCAAUGAAUCAUGUACAGUCAACGUAAAAAAAAAUUAGCAUAUUUUGCUUUCGUAUAGCUUUAGGUUUCCUGUUCUCAAUUCGGUAGCCACAGCAUUAGAAAAAAGGUGUGGCAAAAGAUAUAUAAACAUGCUGAGAUUUCUAGGCUCCUGAACUCAUCUGACUCAACAACUUCAACAUGGCUAUCAGAGGUAUUGCUGCGGCAUCCCUUCUCUGCUUCCUACUGGGCAUGCUCUGUCCAGCUCCAGCUGACAGUGCCCGUUCAAACUUAUCCUGCUGUACAGCAUACAAUAAGAUGCAGCUGCCCUUCCAACGCAUUAGGGGCUACAGAGAACAAACUUCCAACUAUUGUCACAUUGAGGCCAUCAUUUUCUACACCAUUAAUAACAGGCAGUUCUGUGCAAAUGCAAAGGAGACGUGGGUGAAACAUUCUCUUGAAUUGCUGAGCACAAAACUGAAGAGAAUGUCCAAAAUCCUCCCUGGACCAGAGAAGGCAGUGAUGGAGAAACCCAAAAACCCUGAACUGUCAAAGACCUUGGAAGUCAUACCAGAGACCUUCCACAACAAAACUGAAAGUGUGUAAAAGAGCAACAAUUGAAAGUUGUUACAGAAACAAUCAAGUGAAAAGUCGUUGGAAAUAAAGCAAACUUUUUUCCGUCUAAUCAUUCUGAUGAUAGAUUUCAGUCUCCUACAAAAAUCCUUAUCCUCUUUUUGCUUUUAGGAUUUUAUUUUAUUUUGGGGGUUAAUCACCAUUUUAUCAGCAAAUCAAAGAUUAAAUUAUUUUCUUAUAUAAAAAAAGCUCUUUUAAAAUGUUUUUCUUUGUUUACAUUAUUUGCUCCACCAUUUCUUUUUGUUGAUUUGCUUACUCAAGUGUUACUAUUAAAAUGUGAUAAUAACAAAUACAUGUAUUUUAAAGCAACCUUAAA